Messenger RNA from Kluyveromyces marxianus DMKU3-1042, 1125 nucleotides. It is a transcript of the gene MDH2, whose product is annotated as malate dehydrogenase MDH2. Gene Ontology annotation, biological process: tricarboxylic acid cycle; carboxylic acid metabolic process. Gene Ontology annotation, molecular function: L-malate dehydrogenase (NAD+) activity. The transcript has a single exon. Gene Ontology annotation, cellular component: cytoplasm. Bases 1 to 1125 code for a protein of 374 amino acids. The record is from RefSeq and is a predicted model, not a curated record. Lineage: Eukaryota; Fungi; Ascomycota; Saccharomycetes; Saccharomycetales; Saccharomycetaceae.
AUGCCAGCAGUAUCAUAUGAUGUCCAGCAACGGGAUAUCCUCAAGAUCGCAGUUCUAGGGGCGGCAGGCGGUAUUGGCCAAUCCUUGUCGCUCUUGUUGAAGUCGAACGCUUCUUUUUUGUUACCACGUGACUCGUCAAGACACAUAAGCCUAGCGCUAUACGACGUGAACAAAGAUGCCAUCGUGGGCACAGCAGCCGACUUGUCACACAUAGACACCCCUAUCACCACCACUCCACACUACCCAAAUGAUGGGAAUGGCGGUAUCGCACGGUGCUUGCAAGAUGCAGACAUGGUCAUCAUCCCAGCAGGUGUGCCCAGAAAACCCGGUAUGUCACGUGAUGACCUAAUCGGUGUCAACGCCAAGAUCAUCAAGUCGCUAGGAAACGACAUCGCAGAGUACUGUGACUUGUCUAAAGUGCAUGUAUUGGUUAUUUCGAACCCAGUGAACUCGUUGGUCCCACUGAUGGUGUCGACUUUGGCAAACAGCCCACACAGUGCGAACACAAACAUCGAGGCUAGAGUGUACGGGAUCACCCAUUUGGACCUAGUGAGAGCUUCCACCUUUGUGCAACAGCUAAACUCUUUCAAAUCAAAUAACGCACCUGACAUUCCGGUCAUUGGUGGUCAUUCCGGAGAUACCAUCAUCCCCGUUUUUUCCGUCUUGAAUCACCGCGCUUCUAACUCCGGAUACGCUAAUUUGCUAGAUAAUGGCGUUAGGCAAAAGUUGGUCCACAGAGUUCAAUAUGGUGGGGACGAAAUCGUCCAAGCAAAGAACGGUAACGGGAGCGCGACAUUAUCCAUGGCAUACGCGGGCUUCAAAAUCGCAGCACAAUUCAUCGACCUUUUGGUCGGAAAUAUCCGCACUAUCGAAAAUAUUUGCAUGUAUGUUCCGCUCACUAACAGGUAUAAUACCGAGAUCGCCCCAGGCUCUGACGAAUUAAGAUCAAAGUACAUCAACGGAACCCUUUAUUUCUCGAUUCCACUUUCCAUCGGAAUAAACGGUAUCGAAAGAGUCCACUACGAGAUCAUGGAACAUCUAGACAGCUACGAGCGUGAGACGCUACUACCGAUCUGCUUGGAAACUCUAAAGGGUAAUAUUGACAAGGGUCUAAGCUUGGUAUAA